GGGACCUCCCCAUGGCACUUUACUCAGAGUGCCUCAAACUGCACUGACUUAAUAAUGCCACUGGUGAUACUACGCUUGGCUGUGAGCAGUAGUGCCUACCUGAGUUAGAUCUGUCUCUCUGAUUAUUGGCAAUGGGCGGGCGGGGAUGAGGAGACUCCUUGUUUCCACUGCUUCUGCCAGCAGCCCCAACCCAGCUCAUUUUCACACGGCAGCUUAGCUCGGCGGACUGCAGAAACACUAGUGAGCUGAAGGAGUACAGCACUGCACAAGCAACUCCAAGGACCAUAUCUCAGAUUGUGCUGCUGGGACUUUGUGAGAGGCAACUCCUUGCAGAAAGCCCGAAGGCUGGCCCCUGGGGAAGUCGUGUAUUCGGGCUCUCGCACAGCUCGUCUACCCUUUGACCAUGCUGUGUUGUGCUGAGGGACUGGGAUCCUUGAUGCUGCUAAUACUGCUUUUUGCUGUUUUAUUGGUAGUAAAUGCACAGAACGACACAGAGCCGAUCGUGCUGGAGGGAAAGUGCCUGGUAGUGUGUGACUCAAGCCCGUCAUCCGAUGGCGCCGUCACCUCUUCGUUGGGCAUUUCUGUGCGAUCUGGCAGUGCAAAAGUGGCAUUCUCUGCCGUGAGGAAUACGAACCACGAGCCUAGCGAGAUGAGCAACCGCACCAUGACCAUCUAUUUCGACCAGAUUCUGGUUAACGUCGGAAACCAUUUUGAUCUUCCAUCAAGUACGUUUGUAGCACCCAGAAAAGGGAUUUACAGCUUCAGUUUUCACAUUGUGAAGGUUUACAAUAGGCAAACAAUCCAGGUCAGUUUAAUGCAAAACGGCUACCCAGUGAUUUCAGCUUUUGCUGGAGAUCAGGAUGUGACCAGGGAAGCUGCUAGCAACGGUGUCCUUCUGCACAUGGAAAGGGAAGACAAAGUGCACCUUAAACUAGAAAGAGGCAAUUUAAUGGGUGGCUGGAAAUACUCUACUUUUUCAGGGUUCUUGGUAUUUCCUUUAUAAUGACACCCAGCUAGUCAUCACUCCUGAUAACAAGUGGAGUGCGUGUGGUGGAGAAAGGAUUUAUUUCCUGUGCCUCAGUUCGGCUAACAUGAACUGGUCUCAGAUAGUUACCUUCACAUGCAUACAAUUUACUUGGUCUAACAGAACAAAUUCCUUCUGUUAAUAUGUGCUAUGACUAUUGACUUGUUUGGGAUCCCGCGCCUCUAAUUAUUUUUUCGGGGACAAUAAUCUUUUGGAUCAACGGAUUGCUUGGUGUGAGCAACUAGUGUCUGUGACUGUACAGUUAAUUCGGAUUUAUUGUGGGAAUCAUUUACUUUUCUUCCUGACCAAACCUCCCAUAAGUAUGUGUUCUCCAGUCCUUACUUUUGGUGUCAAGAGCCUCAGCAGUUACCGAGAAGUCAUCUUCAAGUGCCCUCGCUUUGCUUUGUGUUUGUACAGCCUUAGGGAAACAAAGUGGCUCAAGUCUCUUGUUAAACCGUAUGGAUUUCUAGCCUGGUGUCAAUAACUGCUUUACAAAGAAAAGCAGGCUUUGUACGAUUGGAAUAACCCUACGUGUUGAUGUGUCCUUCGGCAUUUGUACUGGACUGUGAAACUGAUGAAACAGCAGGAGACUAAAAACGUUUUUCUUUGGUAUCUCACGCUCAGUACCCCCCACCCCCCACCCCCCCAACACACACACACAUCUAGUAUGCAGAAAAUAAGUUAUCUGUCCAAAACGUGGUUCACCACCUUUACAUUGGGCCCUAUUUAGAUUAUUUUCAGAACUUUCCUUUUCUCUUUUGCCUAGGGUUCUGUAAUGACAGUGAGUGAGUGAGUGAGUGAGUGAGUGAGUGACAGCAGGUUUAUGUAUGCGUACGUGCGUGAUGACGUAUAGUGUGCAUUUAGAUUUACUUGCAUCCACUGUCACAGAUGAGUAGUCUUUUAAUGCACUUGGCAUCAUUUAACUUUACAGAACUCUUUUAUAAAGCGUCACGGCUGAUUAGUUGUUGAGUAACCAAAUUAAUUUUACACGAGACCACAUAGUUUAAAUGACAAGUAUACUUUCUUACUCUUUGAGUACCCAAUGAUUAUGCAGAUAAGGCCCACACAGUGUUCAGUUUCCAUUUUCUACAACUAGCAAUCACAUAAAUAUACUUGUUAUAUAUGGAAAAUUUUAUCGUACACAAAUAUAUUUAUUUUGUCGUGACGGAAUUUACAUGUUCCAUGGUUAUACAUACUGGUUUGGUAAGCUACUUACUACUUGCCUUCUAUAUACCUUGUAUGGACAUCCGAAAAUUAUGUCUUAAAUGUGUGGUUCUGAUUAAGAAGAAAUUACAACUAUACCAUUAAAAUUAAUAAAAACGAA
Messenger RNA from Protopterus annectens (West African lungfish), 2348 nucleotides. RefSeq names its product cerebellin 2 precursor (gene CBLN2). Gene Ontology annotation, molecular function: protein binding. The record is from RefSeq and is a predicted model, not a curated record. The coding region runs from base 404 to 1003 and encodes 199 amino acids. Lineage: Eukaryota; Metazoa; Chordata; Ceratodontiformes; Protopteridae. The transcript has 4 exons.